UGAUGAUGGAGGUUCUAUGCAAACUCCUGGUGGUUUGCUCGCUACUUUUUAGCGCCCAAGCUUUUACUGCUGCUGAACCGAAUACGAACUCCGUGUCCAAUGGCUUCGGCUGGGAGCAUUUGUUGUUCGAUGCCAUCACUGGCAAUCUAGAGCUGACCAAUGUAACUCAAUUGGAUGUUUGUACGGAAAUUUAUACUUUGAAGAACAUUGAGAUAUUGCUCACUGCCGGCUGGGAGAUUCGUCGAUGCGGCCGCAUUGAUGAAGGCCUCUUCCGCCGAUAUCUGAAGCAUAGAAAUGCCCUUGCUGAGAAAGAGAAAUUCCAGUAUGAGCUGCUCAACUGUGCGCGAAGUGAAGUUUCCCACCGCAGUGCCCAUGACUGUUAUGCAGAUUGGGUAAUGACCUUGUUGGGUUCAGUGCGACCAGUGCAACGAGACUAUUGGCAAAAACGACAAUGCGUUGUGAGAGAAUUGGAAAAAACGAUAUCCCGUCUGGCCAGUGCAUCAGAGAGUUUGGCUAAUUGUCUUGCCGGAGCAGACCCACCAGCACCUUUGCCGCCUCAGAACUCUACCAUUGCUCCCCCAAGUUGGAACACCACCGAAGGUCCUUGGUGGAAUAACUCCACGGCCUCCCCUCCCCAAUGGAACACCACAGCAUUACCUCCCCAAUUGAACACCACAACCGAUCGUCCUUGGUGGAACAACUCGACUGAAGGUCCUUGGUGGAAUAACUCCACGGCCUCUCCUCCCCAAUGGAACACCACAGCAUUACCUCCCCAAUUGAACACCACAACCGAUCGUCCUUGGUGGAACAAUUCUACUGAAGGUCCUUGGUGGAAUAACUCCACGGCCUCUCCUCCCCAAUGGAACACCACAGCAUUACCUCCCCAAUUGAACACCACAACCGAUCGUCCUUGGUGGAACAAUUCUACUGAAGGUCCUUGGUGGAAUAACUCCACGGCCUCUCCUCCCCAAUGGAACACCACAGCAUUACCUCCCCAAUUGAACACCACAACCGAUCGUCCUUGGUGGAACAAUUCUACUGAAGGUCCUUGGUGGAAUAACUCCACGGCCUCUCCUCCCCAAUGGAACACCACAGCAUUACCUCCCCAAUUGAACACCACAACCGAUCGUCCUUGGUGGAACAAUUCUACCGAAGGUCCUUGGUGGAAUAACUCCACGGCCUCUCCUCCCCAAUGGAACACCACAGCAUUACCUCCCCAAUUGAACACUACAACCGAUCGUCCUUGGUGGAACAAUUCUACUGAAGGUCCUUGGUGGAAUAACUCCACGGCCUCUCCUCCCCAAUGGAACACCACAGCAUUACCUCCCCAAUUGAACACCACAACCGAUCGUCCUUGGUGGAACAAUUCUACCGAAGGUCCUUGGUGGAAUAACUCCACGGCCUCUCCUCCCCAAUUGAACACUACUUUACCCCAGUUGAAUACGACUACCGAUCGUCCUUGGUGGAACAAUUCUACCGAAGGUCCUUGGUGGAAUAACUCCACGGCAUAUCCUCCCCAAUGGAACACCACCACCGAUCGUCCUUGGUGGAACAAUUCUACCGAAGGUCCUUGGUGGAAUAACUCUACGGCAUCUCCUCCACAAUUGAACACCACCACCGAUCGCCCCUGGUGGAACAAUUCUACCGAAGGUCCUUGGUGGAAUAACUCCACGGCCUCUCCUCCCCAAUGGAACACCACAGCAUUACCUCCCCAAUUGAACACCACAACCGAUCGUCCUUGGUGGAACAAUUCUACCGAAGGUCCUUGGUGGAAUAACUCCACGGCCUCUCCUCCCCAAUUGAACACCACCACCGAUCGUCCUUGGUGGAACAAUUCUACCGAAGGUCCUUGGUGGAAUAACUCCACGGCAUCUCCUCCCCAAUUGAACACCACCGCAUCUCCUCCCCAAUGGAACACCACAACAGAUCGUCCUUGGUGGAACAAUUCUACCGAAGGUCCUUGGUGGAAUAACUCCACGGCAUCUCCUCCCCAAUUGAACACUACUUUGCCGCAGUUGAAUACGACUACCGAUCGUCCUUGGUGGAACAAUUCUACCGAAGGUCCGUGGUGGAAUAACAGCACUGCUUCUCCACCCUUAUGGAACACAACCACUGAUGGACCUUGGGGAAAUAAUACCUCGUCGUCUCGGCCUCAAUGGAAUACAACUACAGUGGGCCCAUGGGGAAAUAGAACUACCACUUCUGCACCCCAAGGUAACAGCACAAGUGGACCCCAAUGGAAUGUAACCACCACGGUUUCUCCACCUUCCACAACUACCCGUGGCAAUUGGCUGGAGCAACUUCUUCAUGAUUUGGGACUAUAAAGAACCAAUUAUCUCGGCACUUCGUUGAGACUUUGGCAACAGUCUAUUCGUAAAUUUUAGCAAACAAAAAGAAAUUUAUCAGCAUUAAA
Drosophila willistoni is the source of this 2413-nucleotide messenger RNA. Its product is annotated as foot protein 1 variant 1. The record is from RefSeq and is a predicted model, not a curated record. NCBI's taxonomy places the organism in Eukaryota, Metazoa, Arthropoda, Insecta, Diptera, Drosophilidae. Bases 3 to 2324 code for a protein of 773 amino acids. The transcript has 3 exons.